AUGUCAUUGUUGGCUAAGCUACGCUGUGUCACUAUAGAUGUUACUGGUACCCUAAUGGCCUACAAAGGGGAACUUGGUGACUAUUAUUGCAUGGCAGCCAAAGCUGCAGGCCUUCCAUGCCCAGACUACAAACGUGUGCAUGAGGGCUUUAAGCUUGCAUAUAAGGACAUGGCAAAGAAUUAUCCUUGUUUUGGGUAUGCAGCUAAAAUGCCAAAUAUUGUGUGGUGGAAAACCUGUGUGCGGGAUUCUUUUGUCAGGGCUGGAUAUGUUUAUGAUGAGGAGAUAUUUGAGAAAAUAUUCAGACGCAUAUAUGCAUCCUUUGGUUCAUCUGCCCCAUAUACUGUCUUUCCAGACUCUCAACCAUUUCUUAGAUGGCUACGUGAACAAGAUCUCAAAGUUGGUAUUGUGAGCAAUGCCGAGUAUCGAUAUCAAGAUGUGAUUCUUCCAGCUUUGGGAUUAAACGAGGGAUCUGAGUGGGACUUUGGUGUGUUUUCUGGUCUUGAAGGCGUUGAGAAACCAAACCCAAAAAUUUAUGAGAUUGCACUUGAGAGGGCUGGAAACAUUGCACCUGAAGAAACUUUGCACAUUGGAGACAGCAUGCGCAAAGACUAUGAGCCAGCUAAGAGCAUAGGGAUGCAUGCACUAUUGUUGGACAGAUUUAAGACCCCAGAAGCUGCAGAAUGGAGGAAAUCUGGGGCAGUUGUCCUUCCUGAUCUAUUUGCAGCACAAGAAUGGCUUUCUUCAGCUAAGUUAGAUUACUAG
Messenger RNA from Sphenostylis stenocarpa, 762 nucleotides. NCBI's taxonomy places the organism in Eukaryota, Viridiplantae, Streptophyta, Magnoliopsida, Fabales, Fabaceae. The record is from the annotation of a GenBank genome assembly.